AUGGCCUGGCAGAAGGACAUCUACCUGACACUCCUCCUCAUCCUCUGUGCCCUCUUCUUCGUCUUUGAGGUGUGUCGGUACCUGGCAGUCCAGCUGUCCCCAGCCAUCCCUGUGUUUGCAGCAGUUCUCUUCCUGUUUGCCAUGGCUACCCUCCUGAGGACCAGCUUCAGCGACCCCGGGGUGAUCCCCAGAGCCCUGCCUGACGAGGCAGCCUUCAUCGAGAUGGAGAUUGAGGCCACCAAUGGCACUGUGCCACAAGGUCAACGCCCUCCACCAAGGAUUAAGAACUUCCAGAUCAACAACCAGAUAGUGAAGCUGAAAUAUUGCUACACCUGUAAGAUCUUCCGUCCACCCCGCGCCUCUCACUGCAGCAUCUGCGACAACUGCGUGGAGCGCUUCGACCAUCACUGUCCCUGGGUGGGCAACUGCGUGGGGAAGAGGAACUACCGCUAUUUCUACCUCUUCAUCCUCUCGCUCUCACUCCUCACCAUCUACAUCUUCACCUUCAACAUAGUCUACGUAGCACUGAAAUCUCUGAAGAUUGGGUUUCUGAACACACUGAAGGAAACCCCAGGGACUGUACUGGAGGUGCUCAUCUGCUUCUUCACCCUGUGGUCAGUGGUGGGGUUAACUGGUUUCCACACCUUCCUGGUGGCACUGAAUCAGACAACCAACGAAGACAUUAAGGGGUCCUGGACUGGGAAGAACCGUGUGCAGAAUCCCUACAGCCAUGGUAACAUAGUGAAGAACUGCUGUGAGGUGCUCUGUGGGCCUCUGCCCCCCAGGUAAGCUCUUGAGGGGCAACCCUCUCAUUUUUACCCCCAGAGCCCCUCGUGCCCACGAGGACCUAGUGCUCAAGAACCCACUGCUGCUCAGGGUCCUGGUGGGCAAGCAGAGGAGAGCAGUGCCCAGCAGAAGGAUGGCAACCUUCCUCACCUGAGUGCCCUCCCUGCACCAUCCUUGAGCAACGCUGAGAUGCCAGAGGAGAAGCAACUACCACCUGGGGAGCUCCCGGUCCCAUCCCAGGACGCUGGGCAAGCAGAGCACUAACCUCUGCUUGAAAAGGAGAACUUUCUUGUUU
Antrostomus carolinensis (chuck-will's-widow) is the source of this 1081-nucleotide messenger RNA. It is a transcript of the gene ZDHHC9, whose product is annotated as zDHHC palmitoyltransferase 9. Gene Ontology annotation, molecular function: protein-cysteine S-palmitoyltransferase activity. Gene Ontology annotation, cellular component: Golgi apparatus; endoplasmic reticulum. Gene Ontology annotation, biological process: protein targeting to membrane; peptidyl-L-cysteine S-palmitoylation. The record is from RefSeq and is a predicted model, not a curated record. NCBI's taxonomy places the organism in Eukaryota, Metazoa, Chordata, Aves, Caprimulgiformes, Caprimulgidae. The transcript is spliced from 9 exons.